ACGCAACACGUGUGUGUGUGUCACACACGAUUGCAGUUCUCGGUACAUGGUGUGGAGACCUACUGCAACAAUGAAUUACAGGAAGGAGAUGAUGCGCCGAACAGUCCCAGGACAAUUCGAUGAUGCAGACUCCUCAGACAGUGAAUUGACCCAGGGCACGGAAACAGUUAAACAGGAGGAGGUAACAGUUAAACAUCAGCAGUCAUGUUUGUCUGAGGAAGUGGACACUGAUGAAAUUGAAUAUGACGACGACGAUGAUGAGGAUGAAGAGUGGGACUGGGAUGAUUCAGUUGGAAGACUCACCAAGCGUCAUACUGCAGCUGGAGGCUGCAACCCACAGGCAAAUAGACAGACCCCUAGUUGCAAUUCAGCAAAAAUGUCCACUCCUACAGACAAGGCCCUAAGAAAAUUUGAGCAUAAAAUUAAUCUAGAUAGGUUAAAUCUUGCUGACUCUGUUAUAAACAAAGUCACAGAAAAGUCUAGGCAAAAGGAAGCAGAUAUGUAUCGAGUCAAAGAUAAAUCUGACAGAGCAACAGUGGAACAAGUAUUGGAUCCAAGAACACGAAUGAUCCUGUUCAAGAUGCUAACUAGAGGUGUCAUAUCAGAGAUAAAUGGCUGCAUCAGCACAGGAAAAGAAGCUAAUGUCUAUCAUGCCAGUACAGUGAAUGGAGAGAACAGAGCAAUAAAGAUUUAUAAAACCUCUAUUUUGAUGUUUAAAGAUCGGGAUAAGUAUGUGAGUGGGGAAUUUAGAUUUCGUCAUGGAUAUUGUAAAGGAAACCCGCGGAAAAUGGUGAAGACAUGGGCAGAAAAAGAGAUGAGGAAUUUAAUAAGGUUGAAUACAGCACAAAUACCUUGCCCAGAGCCAAUUAUGCUAAGAAGUCAUGUACUUGUCAUGAGUUUUAUUGGUAAAGAUGACAUGCCUGCUCCUCUAUUGAAAAAUGCUCAGUUAUCUGACUCAAAAGCCCGGGAGUUGUAUCUACAGAUCAUACAGUACAUGAGAAGAAUGUAUCAGGACGCCAAACUUGUUCAUGCAGAUCUCAGCGAAUUUAAUAUGCUAUACCACAGUGGAGAGGUGUACAUCAUUGAUGUGUCUCAGUCGGUAGAGCAUGACCACCCACAUGCAUUAGAAUUCCUGCGGAAGGACUGUGCCAAUAUCAAUGACUUUUUCUGGAAGUAUGGUGUUGCGGUGAUGACUGUCAGAGAGCUCUUUGAGUUUAUUACAGAUCCUUCUAUCACAAGCGACAACUUGGAUGCUUAUCUCUCAAAGGCGAUGGAAAUAGCAACCCAAAGAACAGAGGAAGAAAGGUCCAGUCAAGAUAACGUGGAUGAGGAGGUGUUUAAGAAAGCUUACAUCCCUCGAACCCUGACCGAAGUUAAAAACUACGAGAGGGAUGUAGAUGUCAUGAUGAAAUUGAAGGAAGAGGACAUGGCAUUAAACGUGCAGCAGGAUAAUAUUCUCUACCAGACGGUGACAGGAUUGAAGAAGGACUUGUCAGGUGUUCAGAAGGUCCCCGCACUCCUUGAAAAAAAAGAAGACGACAUAGAAUCAGAUUCAGAAGAUGGGGGCAGUUCUGAUAACUCUGACUCAGGCUGUAAAGAACAGGGAGAGCCACUGCAUCCCAAAGAUCAACCCACUGACGCUGGCAUGGACAAAAAGGAAAGGAAAAAGAUGGUUAAAGAAGCCCAAAGAGAGAAGAGAAAAAACAAAAUCCCAAAGCAUGUGAAGAAGCGAAAAGAGAAGACAGCAAAAAUGAAGAAAGGCAAAUAA
Messenger RNA from Emys orbicularis (European pond turtle), 1768 nucleotides. RefSeq names its product RIO kinase 1 (gene RIOK1). The transcript has 18 exons. The coding region runs from base 47 to 1768 and encodes 573 amino acids. Gene Ontology annotation, cellular component: preribosome, small subunit precursor; cytosol. Lineage: Eukaryota; Metazoa; Chordata; Testudines; Emydidae. Gene Ontology annotation, biological process: maturation of SSU-rRNA. Gene Ontology annotation, molecular function: protein serine/threonine kinase activity; ATP binding. The record is from RefSeq and is a predicted model, not a curated record.